Molecule: messenger RNA, 174 nt
Organism: Cynocephalus volans (Philippine flying lemur)
Lineage: Eukaryota; Metazoa; Chordata; Mammalia; Dermoptera; Cynocephalidae
Product: translation machinery-associated protein 7-like
Exons: 1
Coding region: 1-174 (57 amino acids)
Source: RefSeq, a predicted model, not a curated record
AUGUCCAGCUGCCAGGGUGGCAGGAAGCAGCCCCUGAAACAGCCCAAGAAGCAGACCAAGGAGAUGGACGAGGAAGAUAAGGCUUACCAAGCAGAAACAAAAAGAGGAGCAGAAGAGCUAGAGGAUCUGAAAGCAAAGGCUACGGGGAUGGGCCCCGGCCACAGGUGGAAUUAA